AUGUUCCAGAUCAAGAAACUGGGGCCGAAGCUAGACCCGGAGGAACUGAAUCACAAGAUGCUCGAGGAUGUGGUCUCCUCGGUCUGCAACUUUCUUCUCUACAUGGCCCUGCUGCCCAUCACACCCUAUAUUUUAAAGAAGUUGGACAGCAUAUGAAGAUCAUGGUAGAAGAGAGACAAUGGCAUGUGAGAGCAUGAACUUCAGAAUAUGGUUUCGAUUUCUCUUCCCAUUUGCUAAUCAACAGGCACAAAAAGACAUCAGAGACUUCUGGUACUGAACAGAUAUAAAAACUCCACUUACUAAGAAUGAGUUUGACCUUGGUGAAAAAUGCUAACAACUGAAAGAAGCAUGAAGUUUUUUUCCCUUUGACACUGUUUAAGAAAUGUUAAGCAGACUUCUUUGGUCUCAUACUGCUGUGUCAGUAUCAUUCAAUCUUCAUAACUUUUGGUUGAGUUGUAAAUAGUUUUAUCAAACUACGAUUUGUAGUGAGUACUCAUUGUAAGGGAGCUACCUCUGAAAUUAUCUCAUUACUUCUGUUAAACCU
Messenger RNA from Dromiciops gliroides (monito del monte), 544 nucleotides. RefSeq names its product mitochondrial import receptor subunit TOM5 homolog. The transcript has a single exon. NCBI's taxonomy places the organism in Eukaryota, Metazoa, Chordata, Mammalia, Microbiotheria, Microbiotheriidae. The record is from RefSeq and is a predicted model, not a curated record. Gene Ontology annotation, cellular component: mitochondrial outer membrane translocase complex. The coding region runs from base 1 to 156 and encodes 51 amino acids.